AUGCGCCAUUUUCUGGGCCCACAGGUGCCCAUUGAACGCAGCUUCUUCCGCAUCCCGCGCAUUUCGGCGCGCAUCGCCGCUUUUUGGCCUCAAUCACCUAACGGCCCGCCGCGCACUUCUCUAACGGUAUUGCGUUUCUGCGUGAACGCAUUUGCGGUUGCUUUAGGCGCCUUCGGUGAGAAUUUCUACGGUUUCAUGUAUCUGGACGAUCUUUUUAGUGCAUUUGAGGCAUUCUGUCCAGGAGUUACCAAGGUCAUAUCGCUGUUGAAGAUGACCAUUUUUUUUGUACGCCAUAAGCGUUGGCAACGUGUGAUUCAUGGUAUGCGUGUGUUGUUGUUGCAGGGUAAGUACCAGCAGCGUUUUUGUGAAUUUUUGUAUGCUAAAGUAUUUCUACAAACAUUUGCAUUCCGCGGUUUUUGGCAGAAUGCCAUUGCGAAAUUUGUUGUUGUUUGCUGUGUAGCUUUCUUUAUUUUAUUUAUGUGUGGUGUAGUACAACGUUUUCUCGUUUGUUACUUCUUCUCGCAUCGCACACCCACACACACACGCACACACACAGAUACCAGCAUCGAGAAGCGUCGCAUCAUGGAGCCACUGGCCUCGUUUGCAUCGGUGUUGUCCUUUGUGCUACUCGCAGCUGGUUCGCUAACGAAUACGUUUUUCAAUGUUUCGCCGCUGGUGAAAAUGGUCUACUACAAAUGGCAAUGGCAGGAAACGCAGUUGCUGUUGCCCUUCAAAGUUGUUCUUAGUGAUGCUGGCAAGGGUAAUAAGUGCUGCCAGUUUAAAUCGCAGCAGCAGAAGCACGAUACUCCUGACUACGAAGAUGAUAUUGACAUCCAAAUAAAACGACAAACAGGACGUCAACCUGCAGGCAACAUUUUUUUUACUUACUCUUUCAAUAUUCCAUCCCUCUGUAUUAUUUGUUUUUGUUUUUUUUGUAAAUAUUUCAGUUUGCCGGAACUGCUUGUCAAUUUACCCUAUUACCCAGCCACCUACCUGAUGCUGACGCUCUCCGGCGCCAUGACGGUGUUCACCUUCAGUGCCGUGGAUGGAUUCUUCCUUUGCGCUUGUUUGUAUACGUGUGCAUUGUUUCGUAUGUUGCAAUUUGACAUACGCCAUACAUUCGCUGAAUUGCAAGAACUGGAGUACUCCACGUUGUUGCAAAAUGUGCGGAUACAACGUCGUUUGGCGGUGCUGGUUGAACGCCACAACAAAGUCAUCGAUCUGUGCAGCGAUUUCGCAUCGGAAUUUACACUCAUCGUGCUGAUGCAUUUUCUUUCAGCCGCACUAGUGUUGUGCUUUAGCAUUUUGGAUAUGAUGCUGAACUCCGCCUCCAUUGGCAUACUCACGUACAUCUUCUACAGCAUUGCCGCACUAACACAACUCUUUCUCUAUUGCAUUGGUGGAACUUAUGUUAGUGAAAGUAGCGUGGAAGUGGCUCAAGUUAUUUACGAUAUUGACUGGUACAAGUGUGAUUUACGCACGCGUCGUAUGCUCUUGAUAAUGUUACAACGUGCACAGAAAGCCAAAACGAUUGCAGUGCCAUUCUUUACACCAUCGUUGUCAGCUUUUCGAUCGAUCAUAAGUACAGCUGGUUCGUAUAUUACAUUACUAAAGACAUUCAUAUGAGUACGGCUAGUGUAUUUAUUUAUUUAAUAUGGCCAAAAGGAUAUAAGAUCUUUCUUGAGAAAAUG
This is a messenger RNA of Rhagoletis zephyria (snowberry fruit fly), 1691 nucleotides long. RefSeq names its product Odorant receptor 22c (gene Or22c). Gene Ontology annotation, molecular function: olfactory receptor activity; odorant binding. Lineage: Eukaryota; Metazoa; Arthropoda; Insecta; Diptera; Tephritidae. The record is from RefSeq and is a predicted model, not a curated record. Gene Ontology annotation, cellular component: plasma membrane. Gene Ontology annotation, biological process: sensory perception of smell; detection of chemical stimulus involved in sensory perception of smell.